UAACGAUGGAUUCCUUGUUGAUUUUGGCUUUGCUUUGUGGAUUGGCAGCUGCCACAUACCCUCCUUAUACAAGUGGUGGAUACCAAAAUUACCGAUCGUAUGUCCCCAGCACUUACAACACUUUCAACACGGGAUAUUAUCCAUCUUAUAACACCUUCAGCUCAAGAUACUUUCCAUCGUCUUCAUUAUACAACACUGCAUCCUAUCCCACUGUGGUCAGCCAUUAUUUGUAUUUCCCCGGCGGAAACCCAUGGGAACCAGGCAGGAAUUACAUCGAUUUGAGAGCUAGCCCCUAUCCAUAUUACCUUAGAUAUUAUGGUUUAAACCGUGGGGGUUUCGGUAGGGGAUUUGGUUCUGGCUCCUUGGGUGGUUUCCCAUUUGGGGGAUUUUCCACCGGAUCAGGCUCUUUCCCAUACGGAGGAUUUUCCACUGGAUCAGGCUACUUACCAACUGGUGGAUUAUUCACCGGCUCAGGGUCUUUCCCCACUGGUGGCUUCUCCACUGGAUUAGGAGGGUCCUUUACUAAUGGAUUGAGAGGAGGUUCCUUCCCUGGAGGUUUUAACUCUGGGUUGCUUGGUGGAUUUCCGUCAACUUCCGGUUUCGGAUCCAGAGGUUAUUAUGAUCCCAGCUUCUCUACAUUCUCUGGAAGCUUGGGCGCAGGAAAUCUGGGAUUGACCGGAACUGGAGGAUAUUUCCCCGGUGGAAACGUUGGCGGUUAUGGCUACAGAAAAAAAAGAGUAUAUUAAGGAGGACGAAUGAGGACGGGCGACCUAAAGAUUGUUUCUUGUACUUUUAUACCUGUAGAAUAGAUUACUGCAAAUUGCCA
Ostrea edulis (European flat oyster) is the source of this 826-nucleotide messenger RNA. Its product is annotated as ATP-dependent RNA helicase A-like. The transcript is spliced from 2 exons. The coding region runs from base 6 to 746 and encodes 246 amino acids. Lineage: Eukaryota; Metazoa; Mollusca; Bivalvia; Ostreida; Ostreidae. The record is from RefSeq and is a predicted model, not a curated record.